UCCGGCUCUGAUGCAAUGGCGGAUAUUGGCCGUGAUAAGCUAAUCUCUCAAACUCUUUCUCUUAUCUUCUUCUGUUCUGCUCGAAUGCUGCUUAUGGCAUGCAUGGCAUUGCGGUGGUCGGAUAUUCAUGUGUGGGACAAGGCGAACGCCAGCAGACUGCUCUUCGUUAACAGAAUUCCCCCAGAAGAGUUGGCGGACCCUGUCGCUCUCCCCAAAUACAUGUCCAACAACAUUAAAACGUCUAAGUACACAUUCAUAAACUUCAUUCCCAAGAAUCUUUUCGAGCAAUUUCGACGUAUCGCCAAUUUUUACUUCCUGUGCGUGGCCAUUAUCCAGGUCAGUAUCGAGAGUCCUGUGAGCCCGAUGACCUCCAUUCUGCCCCUCGUAUUCGUCAUCACGGUCACGGGGGUCAAGCAGGCCUACGAGGAUUGGCUGAGACACCGGGAGGACAACAAGGUCAACAACGCCCCCGCGAGGGUCCUGAGGGAGGGGUCAAUCAAGACUAUACUAACGAGCCAGAUCCAGGUGGGAGACAUCGUGGAGGUACAGAAGGACGAGCAGUUUCCUUGCGACCUCCUGCUCCUCGCCUCGUCCAACUCAGAGGGCACUUGUGACGUCACCACCGCCAACCUUGAUGGCGAAACCAACCUCAAGACUUUCACGAGCCCUCCCGACACCCGGCACCUGGACACUCCCGAGGAUCUGGCCACCAUGAGAGCGCUGAUCGAGUGCCAGCUCCCACACGCCAACCUGUACGACUUCAAGGGCCGCAUGGAUAUGUACAAAGGAAACGCCUCACCCACGAAGUUGUCCCUGGCUACAGAGAACCUGCUGUUGAGGGGAGCGCGACUCAAGAACACCCCGGUUGUGUACGGAGUGUCUGUGUACACAGGCGAGGACACCAAGAUGGCGCUCAACACGAAGAUGACAAGCAACAAAUUUUCCACCGUGGAGAAAUCCAUGAAUUACUUCCUGGUGUUUUUCCUUAUAUUGCUGAUCCUCGAAAUCGUCAUUUGCACCGUCCUCAAGUACCAGAUCUACGGCACUGAAUUUACAAAGGAAGCUUGGUACUUCCACCCCCACGAAGACAACUCCACUCUCACUGUCACGGCGAGAGAUGUGGUUCAGGACAGCUUUUCCUUCCUCGUUCUCUUCAACUACAUUAUACCCAUUUCCCUCUACGUCACUCUCGAGUUGCAAAAGUUCUUCGGGGCCAUGUUCCUCGAGUGGGACGACGACCUGCGAUGCACGACCACCCGGGAGAGGGCCAAGUGCAACACGUCAGAUCUGAACGAGGAAUUGGGACAGGUACAAUAUCUGUUCACGGACAAGACGGGAACACUGACGGAGAACAUCAUGCACUUCCGGCACUGUUCGGUCAACGGUGCCAAGUACAUCGAUGUUGGCGGCGACAUCCACGCUCUGAACGAUCGGAACAACAAGACAUCACCUCUACCGUCGUUACCUGACACUCUAGAAACCUUCCUGGAGACCUUGGCACUGUGCCACACGGUGCAGGUGACGACUCGGGAGAAGGACACGGGAGAGGUCGUCGCUUCUUCGGACGAAAUGCGACUCGCGGAGAUGCAGCUCGAGUACCAGGCGGCGAGUCCGGACGAGAAGGCGCUGGUGGAGGCGUGUGCGAGGUACGGCGUGGUGUUCGAGGGUCAGAGCCACGACCGGCUCCUCCUCAGCGUCAGGGGGUCGAGGAGGACCUUCACCAGGCUCCAGAUCCUCGAGUUCGACUCAGACCGGAAAUGCAUGUCGGUGGCAGUGCGGGACGAAUCUUCGAGAAAAAUCUGGCUGCUGACGAAAGGCGCCGAGAGCAGUGUGCUGGAGAGGUGUUCCGUCAGCGACCAGGCCUCCAGGACGCUUCGAGACACUACGCUCAAACACAUUAAUGACUACGCUAUGCUGGGGCUGAGGACGCUGGCGGUGGCGCGACGAGAGCUGACCGAGAAGCAGUACGAGGACUUCGCUGCACAGCUGUCCCAGGCCAGGCAGACCCUCGACAACAGAGAGGAGGCGGUGAGGAAAGUGACCGACAGGAUGGAAGCGGAUCUGAACCUCCUGGGAGCCACCGGGGUCGAGGACCUCCUGCAGGACGGCGUUCAGGAGACACUCGAGUCCCUAAGGGUCGCGGGGAUCAAGGUGUGGGUCCUCACAGGUGACAAGGUGGAGACAGCGGUCAACAUCGCGUAUUCCUGCGGCCACUUCAAGGUUUUCAUGACCAUCUUGACUCUGACUGGACUGCAGGAGGAAGAUGCAGAGGCUAAGCUGCAGGAGUGCGACGCCGAGAGCCAGAAGUCCGACGGCCACUACGGGCUCGUGGUUGACGGCUCCUCACUCCAGGUCCUCCUCGACCACCACCGCGACCGCUUCUACGACGUCUGCAGGAGGUGCACGGCCGUCGUCUGCUGCAGGAUGUCGCCCAGGCAGAAGGCUGAGACGGUCCGGUUAGUGAAGACAUCGGGAGAGAGUCCCAUCUGCGCCGCCAUCGGAGACGGAGCCAACGACGUGUCCAUGAUCCAGGAGGCGCAUGUAGGCCUAGGUGUAAUGGGAAAGGAAGGGAGACAGGCGGUGAGAUGCGCUGACUUUGCCUUCGCGAGGUUCAAGUUCCUGAAGAAGGUGCUGCUGGUGCACGGCCACUGGUACUACACUCGCGUUUCCACUCUCGUGCAGUACUCCUUCUACAAGAACGUGGCCUUUAUCACUCCACAGCUCUAUUUUGCCGUUAUGUCUGCCUUUUCGACACAGCCAGUGUACGACGCGCUCGCCCUGACCAUGUUCAACAUCACGUUCACUUCCCUUCCCGUGUUUUUGUGUUCGGCCUUCGCUCUUCGAAAAACCUCCCGGCGGAAUCUCAUGAAGUGCCCUCACCUCUACCAGCGGAUCGCCAACAACUCAGCCAUGUCGUGGCUUAUGUUCUUCAAGUGGACUCUGUUUGCCCUGUGGCAUACACUCGUCAUGUAUUUCGGUCUGUAUUUCGUGUAUGCAGACGACACCCCAGGGCUUCCCGAUGGCCAGACACCCGACCUCUUUCUCUUCGGCACAACACUCAUUAGCAUCUGUGUUGUGGUCACCAAUCUCAAGCUGGUUCUCGAGGCUCACUACUUUACCCACUUCUUUGUGCUCUCUGUGGUGCUCUCGCUGCUGUUCUAUGCGGUGCAGUGUCUCAUCUACCACGGCGUUUGGAUUUCGGGCUACGGGUCGUUGGAACCUGACGUCUUCUGGUCGUACUACCGAAUGUUCGAGAGUCCGGCGCUGAUGCUCGCCUCCGUCCUCCUCGGGGUCGUCUGCCUCGUCCCUGACCUCGUGGACAAGGUCGUACUCGGGGCCAAGGACGAGAGGGUCAAGUUCAGAAGAGAGAAGAUCAAACAGAUCAAGUCACGUGACGUCAUCCCCCAGCACUAUGUUGCCUAUGUCAAUGAAGCAUUUACAUACGCUGAAGAAGACGAGGCCGUCCGCUCAAACCAGGAAAUAUUUGUCACCUUAAUUGGAAUUAUUAAUCUGCCUCAUCAUAUCAAUUCAGUUAAAGAAGUUGUGACCUUAGGGAUAACACAAAAUUCCGUGAAAUACAACACCGGUGCUCGACCUGCAGAGGUUCAUCAUCUUCCCUUCACCACAAGGUAA
This is a messenger RNA of Penaeus vannamei (Pacific white shrimp), 3633 nucleotides long. The record is from RefSeq and is a predicted model, not a curated record. Lineage: Eukaryota; Metazoa; Arthropoda; Malacostraca; Decapoda; Penaeidae.